ACGCCUUUUGGUUUAAAAUGCGUUAACAUUUAAAUUCGAAACUGCUUUCGAUUUUGCUUGUCUUGAAUAUCGAGAGUUUUAAUUCAGAGUCUUCAAGCAGGCAACGGAAAUUAUCCAAUUAUCAUGUAUGAAGGAGGCAUGAAGGCUUCUUAAUUUUCCUCCUUAGAGCACCACAAUGAAAUAAGAGCCCCAGUCGCUAAAUCAAAACAAACCGCUAUCAGUGAUUAUUUUAAUUUGCUAGUGUAUAACCGACGUAUGGUCAUUGCAGGUGCAAGUCUGCCAUAUAUAGGACGUCAGAAAUAAGAUUAAUUAUUAACUUAUUUGCAAAUGUAUCAUGCAUGACAUGGUAUAAGUAAGCUUAUUAAAGUAACUAUCCUUUUCAAAGCAAGCGAAAAUUUUCUUCCCUAUCAACUCUUAUAGGUUGUCCAAGCGGCCCCUCGAUCAUUGCAUGUAAAGAAGGAUGACUCUGCAGCCAUUUCAGGACGAGCAGUUAAACUAUUUCAAGUUUGCUUCCAUUGUAUUGAAUGAAUUCCCCAAGGCCUUACGCCAAACUUUCAAAUCCAUGUGGGACAACACCUUUGGACAUCUCCCUGGUUUCCAGCCGUGGGAUGACUCUAUUGCAGUAAGAAAUCUGUUUCUUAAUUCAGAAGGUGGCAGGACCAAAGUUCCCACAAACAUCUCUUACGAAAAAUGGGAUUGCACAGCCUUGUUCCAGGCCACUAUUUACGCGCGGUCCUUCGCUUUGCCCGACAGCAAAGGUCAUCACAAGAUACUCAGUGAUCUGUAUGUGAAGUCUCGUGGAAAGUUCCAUGCAUCUGUCUUGAGCCGGGCGGGAGACAAGACGGAAACACUUGCACUUGCAAUUGAUCAACUUCGACUGUUAAGGAACACACUUUGUCACUCAACCAAUUCUGAGAUUGACAAAGCAACAUUUGAUCAAUAUGUGCAGCUCUCUAAAGAUGCAUUCAAAGCUCUUGGAGUCAAGGCAGAUCCUAUUGAUGUCAUUGGUGGUUUGACUGAGUCGGACUUUCCCACAAAAGAAGUUCGCAAAUUGGAGCAAGCCAGGAAACAGGAGACCCGGGAAUAUAUCAAGUUUCUCGAGGGCAUGAGUUCAGACAUCGACGAAUUAAGAGCGCUAUCAACUGCAAUAAAAGGGGAAGUAGAAGGCAGUGCAAGUAAAGAGGACCUUGCUGUGUUAGAGCAAAGUAUCAAUGAUUUGAGACAAGCACUACCUCAAGACAAACCAGAUUCAAAGCCAUCUCUCCCAAUAUCACGUCUUGCUCCAAUGGUUCCACACUUCCUUGACCAGGAAGAACACCCAAGCACAGCUGACAGUUACCAUACACUCGGGGACACACAACAAGCACAAGGUGACUUUUCUUCUGCUAUUAGGUCUAAACAGCGUGCACUUGAUAUCAGGCUUAAACUUUUUGGAGAGGAACACUCAAGCACAGCUGACAGUUACCAUACACUCGGUGACGCACAACAUGCACAAGGUGACUUUUCUUCAGCUUUUCAGUCUAAACAGCGUGCACUUGAUAUCAGGCUUAAACUGUUUGGCGAACAAAACCCAAGGACAGCUGACAGUUACCAUACACUCGGGGAUACACAACAUGCGUUAGGUGACUUUUCCUCGGCUCUUCAGUCUAAACAGCAUGCACUUGAUAUCAGGCUUAAACUGUUUGGAGAAGAACACUCAACCACAGCUGACAGUCUCCAUUCACUCGGAGACACACAACAAGCCCAAGGCGACUGUUCCUCGGCUCUUCAGUCUAAACAGCGUGCUCUUGACAUCAGACGUAAACUGUUUGGAGAGGAACAUUCCAGCAUAGCUGACAGUUACCAUACACUCGGGGACACACAGCAUGCACAAGGUGACUUUUCCUCAGCUUUUCAAUCUAAACAGCGUGCACUUGAUAUCAGGCUUAAACUGUUUGGCGAACAAAACCCAAGGACAGCUGACAGUUACCAUACACUCGGGGAUACACAACAUGCGUUAGGUGACUUUUCCUCGGCUCUUCAGUCUAAACAGCAUGCACUUGAUAUCAGGCUUAAACUGUUUGGAGAAGAACACUCAACCACAGCUGACAGUCUCCAUUCACUCGGAGACACACAACAAGCCCAAGGCGACUGUUCCUCGGCUCUUCAGUCUAAACAGCGUGCUCUUGACAUCAGACGUAAACUGUUUGGAGAGGAACAUUCCAGCAUAGCUGACAGUUACCAUACACUCGGGGACACACAGCAUGCACAAGGUGACUUUUCCUCAGCUCGUCAGUCUAAACAACGUGCACAUGAUAUCAGGCUUGAACUGUUUGGCGAACAAAACCCAAGCACAGCUGAUACCCUUACCUAACAGAAGACUAUUUUUAAUCUGUUUUUAAACUGUUUUGAAAAACUAUUUUAACCUGCUUUUGUGAAACAGUUUAAUAAUUACUGUUUAAAGCGGUAAAGCGGAGCCCCAUACUCAUACAAAACCAGCGAAUCGCUUGUCUCAUGAUACAAAUGGCUAGAGGUAUUCCUUGUGGGUGCGUACGCACGACGACGACGACGUCGCACAACAUGGCGGCCAUACUCCAGCUAAUAUAUAGAUUUAACCAAACCUAAAAGCGGAGCUCCUGGGCCGGUUAUCAGAGCCCGAUUAAGAUAACCCAGGUUAAGCGAGGAUUGUGAGCUGAGUUUUGUAGCUUUGCGGUGAAAUUUUCUGUUUAUUGUUUGGCCUUCUGUUUUGAAUUUGAAUGAUCUCAAAAUACACAAAACAAAAUCAGUGAAAAACAUUUGUAUACAAGAAAAAAUUAUGCUUCAUUUAUCUUUCAAUCCUGGGUUGCAUUAACCGGCUUUCGAACAACCCGGCCCUGUUUAGAACAAGUUAACCUGGCAGGAGACCGCGAUCCAAAAGAAAGCCAGCACUUGGUCAGCGGUCAACUACAACCCCUCGAUGAGCUCUAAACUUGAGCCCACGAUACGGUCACGUGAUACUGGUCAGCGGAAACCUUCUUUAGACUUGUGCCAAUUGACCGUAACAUGGAUGUCCAAUUGUAUCGAAGAAGGAGGCUAUAAAUCAAUGCUGCAUGUCUCUUUCAACUUGAUAGCUGGAGUAUGGCCGGCAUCUUGCGCGAUUCCGUAUCGCAUGGGCCCGAGAGCAAUUAGAACAAUCACAUGAGUUUUGGAGGGCACAUAGUUUAUUUGUGGCCCGAACAGCAUCAUAUGAUGCUACGAGGGACUCAAAUAAACUAUAUGCCCGACAACAGUCAUUUGAUUAUCAUUAUUAUCAAUAAACGUAAGGCCAAAUCGUACAAAUUCAUGUUCUGGUUUCGCGUCAUUUUCUUUCGUAAAUGGCUUAGCCUUCGCUUCAAACAUUUUGUUGGCAGACAUGAAUUCGCUGUCUUGCAAAAUGUUUAUGUUUCGGCUGAGUGGAGCACAGGUUAGAUGGCCAUAAAUGGCCGCUCUAAUUCCAGUCGAUGCACUUAGAGUAAUGCUUGGCCCUUCUUUGUUUUCCCUUUAGCGAAGAACUUUCGCAGAAUUUCACUCAAAUCCGUUGGACUUACUGUUUUGAGAUCCAAUGUAAUUUUUCUUUUCUCGCACCAUUUCUCGAACUUUCUUACUCCCCGCUCAGUUGUUUUCUUGGUGUUUUUCGCUUGAGCUUUUUGCUCAAUUUCAUCCAGUUGAUCGUUGUCAAAGUCCAAGUUUUGACUAGAAAAAAGCUGAAAAUUUGGGACUUCAAAAUCUCCCAACGUCAAACGUUCACUACAGAACUACAAAGUGAGCAAGUGCAAACUCAUACACAAAAAUUCGUGCCAACUCUAAUGAUAUCCUCGGGAUAUCAUUGGCCGUGCGAAGUUGUUUGACAUCUCUGCAGCCAAUCGGAAUCAGGGCGGCAAAUGCGUUUUCACCCCGCGCAUUUUCCGUUUGGCCCGCAAAAUGGCGCGUUUUACAGAGGGCAGUUUGUCAUUUGGCCGCGCGUAUUGAUAAUAAUAGGGAUUAAUUUCUGCGCAUUUUCAAAGUUUUCACAAAAUUGCCUGAGCCGCGAAGCGACGAGGGCAAUUUGGAAAACUUUGAAAAUACGUGUGAAAUUAAUCCCUACUAUUCGUACGACACGAGCCGUCCCCACUUAAACUUUUUUCAGGUUGCGAAUCGAUGCAUUUUUUGAUGGCAAAAUCCUUCUACUUUUCCACCAAAAGACUGCGCUUUGUUGCAUGUCUGUUUUCUCUCACGUUAGGAUAAAAUAACCGCGUUUAGAUCAGACUCAGACGCGAUGGAUUUCUGAAACCGUUUGAAGCGGGAAACUAACGGCAAUUUGAAACCAACUUAAUGUAGCGUGCUCAGCCAAUCAGCAACAAGUAAUCAUGCCCCCUUGAUUACUAAAAGUGCCCUCGUGAUUAAGAAAAACUGGCCUCUGUCUGAGCCAGUCAGCAUUCAGUAAUUUUGCCCCGUAUGUGAUAACCAUGAGAAAAUCAGGUCAUGGGUUUCCUUUUCUGUCCUAUAUUGGUAUGGGGCUCCGCUUGGCAGCCCUUUGGGCCGCCGGAACUCCGCUAAUAGGACAUGCGGCCUUAGUAAACCGCGUACAUCGUUGAUAUUGGAAAUUCAUUUUAUGGUCAAUUGACACCUGUCAAAACAAGGUAUUCGCCGGUCAGUAUCACGUGACCAUAUUGCGGGCUCAAGUUUAGAUCUCAUCGGGGUCACGUGUUUUUUUUUAAUCUAACCGCUGACCAAGAGACGGCUUUUCGAUUAAAUCGCGGUCUCAAACAAGGUUAACUUUCUGUAAUCAAGGACCCGUUUCUCGAAGGUUCCGAAAGUUUUCGCACCCGGAAAGCCAUAACAAAAUCUUAAAUCUUACGAUUAAAGAGCUGUUUUAUUCAUACAUGCUUAAAAUAAACAGGGGUUCUUUUCAUACUAGGCGUUUCAGGCGUAUACACCCCUCUGGUUUUAGAUACAGAUAAAUUAAAAAUGGCUUUGCACGUCUAGAAAGUUUCCGGGGCUUUCGAGAAACAGGCUCCAGGGCCGGGUUGCUCGGUUGACGCUAACCCAGCAUUAAAAGUUAACCGAAGUAUAAAUAUCUCUUGUUUAAAAACGUUUUUCGCUGCCUAUGUUUUGUGCAGUUUGAGAUUAUUCAAACUCAGUGGGCCAAACAAUAUACGCAAAAAACCUCACUGCCAAGUUAAAAAAACAACAACUCAAAAUUCUUACUAAUCCUGGGUUAGCUUGAUUAGGCUUUGAACAACCCGGCCCAGGAGCUCCGCUUUUAAUUCUGGCUAACUCUGUAUAUUAAUUAAUCAAGUUUAAACAAAGGAAAUCAUGACUGUGACGGUGUUUGAAUAUCUCAUCUUAAUUAGCAUAGAUUUU
Molecule: messenger RNA, 5340 nt
Organism: Orbicella faveolata
Lineage: Eukaryota; Metazoa; Cnidaria; Anthozoa; Scleractinia; Merulinidae
Molecular function (GO): protein binding
Source: RefSeq, a predicted model, not a curated record